AUGCCUUUCCCAAUAGUUGACUCGCAUAUACACCUAUUCCCAGCAUCCCAUCUCCCAACACUAGCCUGGAACACCACAGAUGGCCCCUUAAGUGCGCAACACAGCGUGGACCAAUACCGACAUGCGACAACCAGCGUCCCCGCCGCACCGAAUUCCAGCAAUGACAAGUAUUUAAGAGGAUUCAUAUUCCUGGAAACAGACCGCAUUUCCUCGACUGAAGAAUCAACAUCGGAAUCCUCAAAUGCUCCAGGCUGGAAACACGCCCUCGACGAAGUAUCCUUCUUAUCGCGCAUCGCGCAGGGGAAGCCCGCCAACGGCGAAGGACACCUAGCCGCUGAUAAAGAUAUUUGCCUUGGAAUUGUUCCCUGGGCCCCCGUACCCGGUGGGCCUAGUGCCUUGAAAGCGUACGUGGAAAAGGUCAAGGAGAGGACGGAGACGGCGGAGGUCUGGCGCAAGGUGUGCGGUGUGAGAUAUUUGGUUCAGGAUAAGCCUUCCGGGGUCAUGCUUGAACAAGGAUUUAUUGACGGGCUGUGCUGGUUGGGGAAACAGGGGCUUGCUUUUGACUUAGGGGUUGAUGCGAGACAAGGUGGACUCGGUCAAUUGCGAGAGGCUGUUGAGAUGAUAGAGAGGGUGUCCAGUGCCGCGAGGGAAAGUGGUGAGACGGCAGUAACUAUUGUGAUCAGUGAGUUUAUCCAAUUGCGCAGUCGAGUGGUUGAUGCUGAUAUUUUGGUAGACCACCUUUGCAAGCCUAAUCUUCGACUUGCGACCGACUCUCUUACUGCACACCCUGAGUAUGUGGAAUGGAAGGACUUGGUCACCCGUAUGGCUCAAGCGAGUCCCGCGAAUUAUAUGAAGCUUUCUGGGGUUUUUUCUGAGAUUUUACCAGUGUCGUCGGAGGAUGAGGUCGAUAUCAAUGGCCUAGCUAGUCAAAUUCAACCUUGGACAGAUGUCGUAUUCGACGCCUUUGGCCCCAACCGUGUGAUGUUUGGCUCUGACUGGCCCGUGGCCAACAUCGGGGGUGGCGGAAAUAAUGUCGCUUGGAGCCGGUGGAUCAGGGUUGUUGAGACUAUUAUAGACCGAAGAGGACUGACGGAAGAAGCAAAGGAGGGAGUUUGGGGACAAGUAGCAGCCAAGGCUUAUGGUAUUCGGCUAUAA
Molecule: messenger RNA, 1155 nt
Organism: Penicillium waksmanii
Lineage: Eukaryota; Fungi; Ascomycota; Eurotiomycetes; Eurotiales; Aspergillaceae
Exons: 1
Coding region: 1-1155 (384 amino acids)
Molecular function (GO): hydrolase activity
Source: RefSeq, a predicted model, not a curated record